Molecule: messenger RNA, 908 nt
Organism: Oryza sativa Japonica Group (Japanese rice)
Lineage: Eukaryota; Viridiplantae; Streptophyta; Magnoliopsida; Poales; Poaceae
Source: RefSeq, a predicted model, not a curated record
GCUGGUCGCCUCCACCUCAAACCCUCUCUCUCCGUCCGUCCGCGCCGCUACUCCCCCCUCGCCGAGAGAGCUCUAGGGUUUCCGCUGCCGAAUUUUUUUUUUAAUUCGGGGGGAGAGAUUUGAAGAGGCGGCACCAUGUUGGUCUACCAGGAUCUGCUUACCGGUGACGAGCUCCUGUCGGAUUCGUUCCCCUACAGAGAGAUCGAGAACGGCAUCCUCUGGGAAGUCGAUGGCAAGUGGGUCGUUCAAGGAGCUAUUGAUGUGGACAUUGGUGCCAACCCAUCUGCUGAGGGUGGUGGUGAUGAUGAGGGUGUUGAUGACCAAGCUGUGAAGGUGGUCGACAUUGUGGACACCUUCCGUCUUCAGGAGCAACCUCCUUUUGACAAGAAGCAGUUUGUGACCUUCAUGAAGCGCUACAUCAAGAACCUCUCCGCCAAGCUGGAUGCGGAAAAGCAAGAGGAAUUCAAGAAGAACAUUGAGGGUGCCACCAAGUACUUGCUUGGAAAGCUCAAGGACCUUCAGUUCUUUGUUGGUGAGAGCAUGCAUGAUGAUGGCGGCUUGGUGUUUGCCUACUACAAGGACGGAGCCACCGACCCAACCUUCCUUUACUUCUCUCAUGGGCUGAAGGAGGUCAAGUGCUGAGCGGUUCCUUCUGCUCGACACUGAUGUUUUAUCUAUGCAGUCCGCCGUAUUUUUGGUCUAGUCUAUGGUUGUCAGUUGACUCGAUAUGGUCUAAUGUUGGUGUCGGAAACAACUAUCGUUUGCUUGUUAUGGAUGUUGAGAUGAGUCCUUUUAAAAAAACCUCCGGAUUAUUGGAUUCAUGAGCUCCUUAAAUGUUUGGAACGAUAUUAAUUUGCUUUGUGAUGGCUGGAGAAAGAUAAUGAUGAAAUUGUUGUGCUAGCUAUGUU